Cloeon dipterum is the source of this 1499-nucleotide messenger RNA. It is a transcript of the gene tank, whose product is annotated as EI24 domain-containing protein tank. The record is from RefSeq and is a predicted model, not a curated record. NCBI's taxonomy places the organism in Eukaryota, Metazoa, Arthropoda, Insecta, Ephemeroptera, Baetidae. The transcript is spliced from 6 exons. The coding region runs from base 278 to 1240 and encodes 320 amino acids. Gene Ontology annotation, cellular component: endoplasmic reticulum. Gene Ontology annotation, biological process: macroautophagy.
AGGCCAGAGACACAGCUGGCAGUUGGCUCAACUCAAAACAUCACGUAUCAUUUCACACACAAGCAAGACAGACCAAUGUUGAGUCCAAGAAAUGUGCGUAUUUAUUUUUAGUUCGUCGUAGCAAUUACCUCAUUUGAGAUUUACUCAAUAAUUAAGUGGCGACCGCCAGUUGAUCUCCAACCUAACUUCGAAAGUGCCUAGUCUCGAAUUAGAUUUACAUAGACGAAAAAUUGCACACUGAGAGCAGUAGCAAGUUGAAAAAGUGGAAGAAACCAAAAUGGGAACCGUCGAAAUUUUCCAGAGAAUUUUGUAUGCAAUCGCCCGCGGAAUCUAUGACAGCUCAAUGGGAUUUUUUAAUUUGGCCCAUCUAGACAAGAAGAUACAAGAGCGAGAGCUACAAACGCCAGUUCGAAGGCAAAGCAGUAAAAAGAACGAGAAAUCCGCCGAGAAGUCAAACUUGAUGCAGCAAACUCUGCAGUGUUGCACUCUCAACGGUGGCAUCUUCCUCUUCAGCAUCGUUGUGUUUGACUUCUUCCUCCUGCCCGUGCUGGGAGAAAUUGUUAUAUUCCUGGGGACUGACCAAGAAACGUGGUUGUGGACAAAGUCACUGCUCUCCUGGACCUUCGGGGCGGUUUGGGUCUUGCCAAUAUUUUUCCUGAGCAAACUGAUCAACGCCCUUUGGUUUCAGGACAUUGCAAACUCUGCGUAUCGCUACUCGCGAGGUCGGCCUGUAAUGAUGCCCAGCCUGAGCAAAACCGUGGCUGACUUUCUGUUCAGCCUGCUGGUGCAGUCGCUGUUUCUAGUGCAAGCCACGCUGGUGAGCAAGUUGCCGCUGCACCCGCUGGGCUACGUUCUCAGCUUGAUCCACCUGAGUCUGCUCUACUCGUUGUACGCCUUCGAGUACAAAUGGUUCAACAUGGGCUGGGAGCUGCACAAAAGGCUCACUUUCAUCGAAACCCAGUGGCCCUACUUCUUGGGAUUUGGCUUGCCGCUCACUUUUUGCACAUCGAUGGCGACCUCUCCUAUUAUGAAUGGCUGCUUGUUCUCAAUUUUGUUCCCGUGGUUUAUCGUCAGUGCCAACGAAGCUCAAGUUGUUGCCAACUCUUGUGAUUAUCCAAUGCAACUCUUCAUGCCCGUGAUCGCAAUUUCCAACUUGGCGUUCAACAAAACUGUUGGAACUGGUGGAAAUGCAGCUGGCGCGAACCCAAAAACAGCAUCUGCUAGAGUGCAGAAGUCGUAGAGGAGGCUGAUGUCCAAACGCCGACUACCGGAGCACCCAUCAAUAUACAUUCAUAUUUUUGCUGCAUAUUGAAAUGAUGACAAAAGUGACUCAAUUGAACCAUCAUAAAAAAUACCACAAGACUGAUGCAUUACUUGCAACAUAUUGACCGUUUUCAAGGAUCACGCAAACUUUUUGUUCAAUUUUCAUUUUGGAUAAUGUUUGAUUUUCAAGUGAAUGGCUGUGAUUGAUUUAAAAUAAAGCAUGAAUAGCCACUUAA